AUGCAGUUUUUGGACAGCCCCGUUGACAAACUUGAUGACUGGUUCCGUCGCUUCUUCGUGGUGGUAGUCCCGGAGAAUCUCCCCUUCCCCAAUGUGUGGCGAAAGAAGGAAGACAAAUUUCCUUCUCAUACUUUUCCUCCGCGUGACUCGGAGCUUGAUGGGAUCUACCGUCUCCUUCUCAAGAAUGGCUAUCUGGUUCCCCGAGCGCUUCUCUUCAAGGAUUCAAACCUCCGGGGUCUUGGAUACUGGGUGUCUCCCGAUACUCCUCUUCAAGAGCCGUCGGGAAACACAACUUCCUCUUGGGUUCCUCCUUUCAGGAGCACUCGACUCCGCCGGCGAUCAUCUCGAAGGGAUCCUUCCCCAGAGGUGGACACCGAGGGCGAAGAAUCAGGGUCCGCGGCUGGGGCCCUAUCUUUGGCGCUUGUCGACCAACCUCCCCUUUCGGAAGAGGUGGUGGUUGAGGACGUCUCCGAAGAUGAUGGCCUUUAUGACUUCCCUCAGGGGACCCUGAGGGUGUCCGGCCUUAUCCCCGGCGUUCCUCACACUCCUCUCUUUGGCAGGGGAACUUCUUCUUCGGCUCAGCCUAUGGGUCCACUAGGUUUCCACCCCCAAAUCAGUGGGCCCCUUCCGACAGGGCGCGCCACUGGUUCGCAAGGGUCCCUUGAGCCGCCUCACGUUCAGGUGGUCGGGAUUGGGAUUCCGUGCAGCACGGAAUCUCCUUGGGAAUAUUCCCCCUCCUCUGGCUGUGGGGGGGACGAAGCAAUUUCCCAGCCCCAAACGUCCAAUAUCCUUAAUUUUGCAAAUUCUGCGGCGGAGAAUAUUUUUGGGACUCCCUUUGGUCAUGGCGACGUUCGUCUCCCCGGAACAAAUAUCCAUCAAUCUUUUUUGGAGACGGAGGAGUUGAUUCGGUCCUCCAGUUUUGGGAAGGCCACUGUCCCCUUCUCCAUCCGUCCCACUGCCAUCCCCGGUCCAUCAAUUCAGGAGACUGGGUCCUCCUCUUCUUCUCAGGUCCGCCACAAGAGGGGCCGGAACUCCACCCCUCUCCCCGGUUCUCUGGUGUCCGCCGGUCCUCCCAUGGGGACCGCCGAUGAUGGGUUUCUCAUUGGGCAAGGGGGUCAACCCUUUCCCUAUGCCCGGGAGGCCUAUCAAUUCACAGGAUACACGUCCUGGGUAGGACGGGACUUCAACA
Molecule: messenger RNA, 1189 nt
Organism: Cuscuta campestris
Lineage: Eukaryota; Viridiplantae; Streptophyta; Magnoliopsida; Solanales; Convolvulaceae
Source: the annotation of a GenBank genome assembly